Rhopilema esculentum is the source of this 2018-nucleotide messenger RNA. RefSeq lists its product as uncharacterized. NCBI's taxonomy places the organism in Eukaryota, Metazoa, Cnidaria, Scyphozoa, Rhizostomeae, Rhizostomatidae. Gene Ontology annotation, molecular function: dopamine beta-monooxygenase activity. The record is from RefSeq and is a predicted model, not a curated record. Gene Ontology annotation, cellular component: secretory granule membrane. Gene Ontology annotation, biological process: dopamine catabolic process; norepinephrine biosynthetic process; octopamine biosynthetic process.
GUUGUGGGCCACCGUACAACCCGGAAAAUAUUCUAAUUAAUUACGUUACGCAUCAUUUGAGCCGCCUCCUAACGAACGCAGUUGUCUUUGGUACCCUCACAGACGUUGAGGAUGAAUGUCGAAAUUGGCCUGAGAAUUGCAGCAUUUGCUGCUCUUACUUUUUCUUUCUGUCAUCCAUUCGAAGGAAAAAGCAGCAGAUUAGCUGCUCCUGGUAUCAAAUCUUCCGGUGAUGAGUUUGACGAGAGAGAUAAGCCUGGUCGCUUCCUUGCCAACGAACCGCUGGAUGAUGCCUUGGCGUCAAUAGGGCCUUUCCAUACUAGCGUUGGGGACAAACACGUAAACAUUAACCUGACAUGGUUUCUAUAUAUCGAUGAUCGUGACGAUAACACAAGAAAUGAUAUCGAAAUUGAAGUGGCCGCCAGUGGCCAUGGUUUUAACUGGGUUGGCAUAGGCUUUGCGAACGACGACGACACGUUUGGGGGCAACGAUUGGCUGAUUGUUUGGAAAUCGAAGACAAACAUACUUCAUCACAAGGAUUGUAACACAAUGAAAGGUGUUCUACAUUUUGAUAGGAAUCAAGACUAUGAAAUUGUCACUCCAAGGAAACUUCAUACCUUCCAUUUCACAGUGCGAAGGGCUCUUAAUACCGGUGACAAAUUUGAUGUAGAGCUUAAGUCUGGGAAGACAAAUUUCAUCUGGGCAUAUGGCAGCGCAAAGUCAUUUUCUAAAAUUAAGUCAGAAAUAAAAGAUGCAUGGAAAUCAAAUCCAAUCAUUUUCUAUAAUGAGGAUAGUAUGUCUCUGGUAUCAACAAUGAAUCCACUGGAUGGAACAAGAAGUGUACCAUUGGAGUCCAACAAGAUCAGAACAACAGCAUCACCAGAUGGUUCAUUUGGUGAUAAUGUGCACAAAGAUCUUGAGGAUGUCAACAAUAAGAUUACACCUCUUGACAAAGUUUCGGUCUCCAAACAAAGCCCAACCAAAUCUCCUUUGAAGCCAAGACAAGGUGUUGCAACUGGUGUUUUUGUUGAAUAUGGAAAAGACAAUUCAUCAAAAAUUAUAUCACCGCGAUUAAUUGGGAAAAACUGCACAAUCAUUGUGAAGAAGACAAAAACCUGGUACGAAGUUGUGAGACUGAAAGAGUACAGUGUUUACUAUGCUAUAAUUGGAUCAUCUGCAAUGCUCACUGGGAUUAUUGUCAUCAUGUUUGCCUGCUGCUGCAGUGUACCCCGCUCAUCUCGCUCGAAGUCAAAAGUCGCAUUUUACAAAGUGGAUGAUUACGAAGAUGAGCAGGUAGAAUUCCUGAAGGAUAAGGCCUAAAUACCUGACCAUAGGUGAUAUAAAGGCCAGCCAAUAACAGGGAACAACUUGCGACAGGACUUGUCAGGCUGUAGAAGUAAAGUUGACAUUGUGGUACAAUGCUAAUGUUUCUGUGAAGGAUUAAAGCCUGAACACAUUUCAUAAUAUCUCAAUCUGUAGAUUGCUCUCAGGUCUUUAGUUAUUUAACCCUCUUCAAGCUCUGCCAUAUGAUAAUUAGUGACAGGGAUUGACAGGGAAGGUAGAGUAAAGAACUCUCAUCAUGUUUUUUGUGGAGUUUUUCAAGAAAACAGCGAAAACGUUUUUCAGCAAUUCUUUUUCAAGUUUGCUCUUAACUCCAUGUUGAUAAAUCAAUUUGCUUCUCAUGAAUAUAACUGUCAGAAAUAAAAUGGAAAAUUUCACUAUAUCCUUGCUAAUUUUUUUGGUUAAAGAACAUUUGUUCCAUCAUGGUUAAAGAACAUUUGAUCUGAAUUUAUUCCAAAAAAGGAUUUGCUACUGUAGAAUCACAAAAGUUAAAAUUUUGUAGAAAGAUGAAAAUUUCCUUUUUGUGUUAUUUUGCUUGUAAAAAUUGCUUGCUUGGUGUAGCCAGUUGUUAGUGGAAGAAGACUACUAAUAUUUGAUAAUUAGAUGUCGUUUAGAUAUUUAUUUGCUUUUUUAGCUGCUGAUGCAUCAAAAUUUCAGUAAACUAUUUCAAUUUGUUUGUG